UCCACCCGUUGCUAUGGAGACUCACAGGCUUUGUGUCAAGCGUAUUUGGGUUCAGCUGUUAUGCCUUCAGCCCCUCUUUCCACGACUUGUUCGGACACUGGAACCCGCUGAAGAUCUCCUUGUACACUGUGCCACACAACAUGCAGAUGAUGCCACGAAUGCUGAAUCUCUCGACCAAAAUAUUGCAGAUAGUUCUGAAUAUAAUGACCUGCUUGAAGUGCAUACACAGCAUGCAGACGGCAAGAAUACUGAUUCUGGCGACCAAAAUACUCAUAGUUCCGAACAUGAUGAGCAAUUAUUUGCUCCUAUGAUACAUAUUGGGUCAAUUUCAUCCCCACUGUAAUAUAAAGGGUGUAAAAUAAUUAAAGAGAAAGCAUAUUGAAUAAAAAAUGGGAAAUUGCGAUUAGAUCA
Messenger RNA from Glycine soja, 411 nucleotides. RefSeq lists its product as uncharacterized. NCBI's taxonomy places the organism in Eukaryota, Viridiplantae, Streptophyta, Magnoliopsida, Fabales, Fabaceae. Bases 14 to 343 code for a protein of 109 amino acids. The transcript has 2 exons. The record is from RefSeq and is a predicted model, not a curated record.